This is a messenger RNA of Penicillium angulare, 948 nucleotides long. RefSeq lists its product as uncharacterized. Bases 1 to 948 code for a protein of 315 amino acids. The record is from RefSeq and is a predicted model, not a curated record. The transcript has 4 exons. NCBI's taxonomy places the organism in Eukaryota, Fungi, Ascomycota, Eurotiomycetes, Eurotiales, Aspergillaceae.
AUGCGCGACAAAUUGCAUCUGGCCCUCAUGGGGGUUCUGGGCCCAGAGUUUCUGCUCAUGGUCACUCUGGGAGAAUGGUCAUCCGCACGGGCGUCUGUCAAGGGGUUUCACGAAUUGGGCCACCACAACUGGAGUAUUGUGCAUGGGUUCUACGCCGAUAUGGGAGGUUUCGUUCUCGAAGGACCAGGCAUCAAGACUCCCUUUCCGGUCGACGGGCGGCAGUUAUUGUUUCUCAUACGCAAGGAUUAUGUGCGCUAUCCGGAUCUUGCGAGAGAGGAUAUUUCUGACCGAAAUAAAUCCGAUGGCCUCGCUCGUUGCAUUGCGAUCUUCCAGGCGCUAUGGAUGGUAGUCAACAGCCUGGUGCGAGUGGCACAGGGUCUUGCCCUUACGACUAUCGAGCUUACCACGCUGUCAUUCAUAUUGGUCUUCCUAAUUACUUCUUUUUGCUGGUACUUUAAGCCGCUGGGUAUCACGACACGAGUCACCUUACAACUCGAGACUCAUCUUGACAAAAUCCUGAUAGAGAAUGGCCACUCGCUGCAAGAAACAUGGUACUGCACGCCAUUAGACUUCCUCCAUGAGGAGGCCCAUGCCUGCGAGCGCUUUUGGCGUUACUACACGUGCAUCACUCAGCGACUGCAUUGGCCCAUUUUCUCUCGGUCGGUAAAGACGAUCCCUUACAACCGUAUUCCGAGCGACCGCUUUCUAGUUCUCGACUUUACCGCAGAAAUUCUUGGGGCGCCAAUUAUUGUCUCUUUUGGGUGCAUCUUCAUGUUCGCGUGGAACUUUUCAUUCCCGUCGGCUGCAGAGAAGGUUCUUUGGCGUAUAGCUAUUGGUCGGCUCGUCGACGGGGAGGUUUGCCAUCUGCGGUGGGAGGAUCGCGCGAGUUACCUGAACGUCUGCGGAAUAUUCAUCGGCCUCGGAAUCCUCGUCUGGACAUCCCGCUAA